This is a messenger RNA of Vitis riparia (riverbank grape), 1126 nucleotides long. RefSeq names its product probable E3 ubiquitin-protein ligase RNF144A. Gene Ontology annotation, cellular component: cytoplasm; ubiquitin ligase complex. The transcript has 2 exons. The record is from RefSeq and is a predicted model, not a curated record. Bases 57 to 962 code for a protein of 301 amino acids. Gene Ontology annotation, molecular function: ubiquitin protein ligase activity; ubiquitin conjugating enzyme binding; zinc ion binding. Gene Ontology annotation, biological process: ubiquitin-dependent protein catabolic process; positive regulation of proteasomal ubiquitin-dependent protein catabolic process; protein polyubiquitination. NCBI's taxonomy places the organism in Eukaryota, Viridiplantae, Streptophyta, Magnoliopsida, Vitales, Vitaceae.
UUAUUUUCACACACACACGCCCCUCUCUAGAACCAAGCAAGAAACACUCAGAAAAUAUGGCUCAAGAACACACCUCUGCUCACCUCUUUGUCGAUGAAUUCUACUUCUCAGCCCUCCUGGAUCAGCUUGAAGAUACUGAAGAUUUCGUAGUUUCAGACGCCAAGUAUGCGGAAGAGCUGCAGUUUCAAGAGGCCUUAAUGGCAUCCGUAGAGGCCGCAUCUAAUACUGCUGUCCAAGAAACUGCGCCAUCAAUAAAAGAAAUAGGUUCAAGCUCAGGCUCAAGCAGUGCUGCAGACGCUGCUGUUGAUAUGGCCGUGGUCGAAGAAGGCCAAACAUCGGAGAAUUUCUGCGAGAUUUGUGCGGAAAGGAGGGGGUUGGAUGAGAUGUUUAGGAGUGGGAAAUGUUGCCAUACAUUCUGCAGCUACUGCAUAAGCAAACAUGUGGCAGUGAAGAUCCAAGAGAGCGUGAGAAUGGUCACAUGUCCGGCCUUGAGCUGCGAAGGGGUGCUGGAAGUUGAUGAUUGUAGGGAAAUUGUGCCGAGAGAAGUGAUGGAGAAGUGGGAAGAGGUCAGGAGCGAGUCCAUGAUAGCAGCAUCGCAGAGGUUUUACUGCCCUUUCAGGGACUGUUCAGCCAUGUUGGUGGAUGAUAAUGGAGGGGAAGUUAUAAGGGAGUCUGAGUGUCCGGUAUGCCGGAGGCUGUUCUGCGCGGCCUGCUACGUGCCGUGGCACUCAGGGGUUGGGUGUGAGGAGUAUCAGAUGAUGAAUGAGGAUGAGAAAGGGAGGGAGGAUCUGAUGCUGAGGGAGCUUGCUCAGGAGAAGAAAUGGAGGAGGUGCCCACAGUGCAAGUUCUAUGUGGAAAAGACCGAAGGUUGUUUACACAUUACUUGCAGGUGCACGUACCAAUUUUGCUAUGGAUGCGGAGCACAGUGGACUCAGCACCAUGGGGGCUGCCAAACACAAUGAAAGAGAGCCUUGGAAGACCAAGAGAGCUUCAACUUUCUAUUUACUCAUAUUUCUACUCAAUUUGUAGUACUUAAUGUUUUGUUUUCUCUUGUAAGAGAAACUACUGUGUGAAGAAAUUGUGGUCUAUGUUUAAUUGUUAUUGAUCUUGAGGUGCUUUGAUUGCU